CACUGCACGUUUGCCGCGAGCCAACAACAUGUGAAACUCAAGACCAUCGUAUAUUUGGACAUAUAACAUUGCUGCUUUUGUGUUGGAUGAAGUGUGCGUGAAAAAAUAUAUCAGUGCAAAAAUAUACACACGAGUACGUAAAUGACAAACCAAAUGUGGAGAUAAUCGAAAACGUGAGUGGAGGUUGCGCAAGAUCGCGAUGGUGGCGCGAUGCUGCUGCCGGACCAGACGUACGAGGCCGCGCCGGCGCCGACCGCGCGGCCGUAUCCGCUGCACUCGCUGCUGCGCGCGCAUCGCGUGCGACCCGACUUCUUCUGCGCCAACCGGCCCAGGCACAAGCGGGACAAUCGCAGCAGGUCGCAGGCGAGCGGCGAGCGCGCCCGCGCCUCUCCGAGAGACGCGUCGUCAUCGAACGAGGCAGUGCACCUUCAGAGGCGGCUGCUGAGCCUCAGCUCGGAGCUGGUGACGCUUCGCAAUCACCUCCACGUGGGCGCGGGCGCGGCGUCGGGUAAGGCCGCGCAGCCCGCCGUGCCGCCGCGCGCGCCGCACCUGCUCUCCGCGCCGCCGCCCGCGCUCGCACCGCCCCCACCGCCGCCGCCACCGCCAGUUUGUGCAGAAGCGCGAUGGCGAGCAGCGACUACAAGCGGCACCAGCGGGGUGGUAAGCGGCGCGUCGGGCGGGGAGGUUGACGACCUCAUCCACCUGCGCGGCCCGCUCACCGAAGACGCGGUGGUCCGCGCGUUACAAGCACGAUUCUAUCACAAUAAGUUUUAUACCAUGAUCGGACCAAUCUUGGUGGCAGUAAACGCGUACACAGAUGCGAGCAAUGCUUUAACGCUCGCAGCGGCGCGCGCGCAACGACCUGAACUAGCGAGGCUGGUGCAGGAUGCUGUGCGUCAUCAGGCUGACACUGGAUAUCCUCAAGCUAUCAUACUUUCUGGCGUGUCCGGAUCUGGCAAGACGUACGCAUCGAUGGUUCUCCUUCGUCGAUUGUUCGACGUGGCCGGCGGGGGUCCCGAGACCGACGCCUUCAAGCACCUUGCCGCGGCGUUCACUGUGCUGCGCUCCCUGGGUACUGCUGCCACCACUGCUAACUCGCACUCCAGUCGUAUUGGCCACUUCAUUGAGGUGCAAGUGACGGACGGGGCUCUCUACCGCACGAAGAUCCACUGUUACUUCCUGGACCAGACGCGCGUGGUGAGGCCGCCGCCUGGCGAGCGGAACUACCAUAUCUUCUACCAGAUGUUGGCCGGCCUGACACCUGAAGAGCGCACACAGUUGCAUCUCGACGGGUACUCCGCACAAGAGUUGAGAUAUUUAGCGUCACCCCAUCAUAGACGCCCUGAACCAGAAGACGCGACGCGUUUCCACGCGUGGAAGACCUGUCUCGGCAUCCUGGGGAUUCCUUUCCUCGACGUCGUGAGGGUGUUAGCCGCAGUGCUACUUUUGGGAAAUGUCCAAUUUGCGGAGAGCGCAGAGGGGGGUGCGGAGCCCGCAGGAGAGGCGGAGCUGGCAGCAGCGGCCGCUUUGCUGGGGGUCCCUGCGCCCGCUCUACUGAGGGGUCUGGCCACACGGGCCGCAAGGCGGACGGCCCGAGCACCGGCCUCCGCGCCUGCAGCUGCCGCUGCGAGGGACGCUCUUGCUAAAGCUCUCUAUUGCCGGACCGUUGCUACUAUAGUCCGACGUGCUAAUUCACUGAAGCGGCUUGGAUCCACAUUGGGGACCCUUUCUUCUGAUUCGAACGAGUCUGUUCAUAACCAAGAUGCUGCGUCCCGUCGAACAUCAAGUGCGGGCGGCGGUGGUGGACGUUCGCGAGCCGGCGCGAGGUCCAUGGCGGUUUUAAAUGAUGCCGUACGCCAUGCUACUGACGGUUUUGUCGGCAUUCUGGAUAUGUUUGGCUUCGAAGACGCCGCUCCAUCUCGCUUAGAACAUCUAUGCGCGAACCUCUGCGCGGAAACCAUGCAGCACUUUUACAAUACACACGUGUUCAAGUCUUCAGCAGAGUCAUGCCGCGAGGAAGGUGUAUCGUGCGCGCUUGAAGUGGAUUAUGUUGACAAUGUACCGUGUAUAGACCUUGUAUCAUCAUUGCGAGGUGGUUUACUCGCUGCUUUGGAUGCGGAGUGCGCGGCGCGUGGGACGCCUGAGCAGUAUGUUACCAGAAUCAAAACCGCACACAGGGGUCAUCCUCGCCUGGCAGAGUCCCGGCCGCCGCAUCCACGUCGCUUCGCAGUUCGCCACUACGCGGGUGAGGUGUCGUACGACGCAGCAGAUUUUCUAGAAGCCAAUCGAGAUGCAGUACCUGAUGAACUAUUGGCUGCAUUCGAUACUAGGACUUGUGAAUUUGGGUUCGCUACGCAUCUUUUCGGCACAGAGUUGAAGGCUCUAGCAGCGCAUGGCGGCCCAGCAGGCGCCCAGUUUCGCGCUUCCCCCACCGUCGCGGCAGCCCUGGACGCCGCGCCCUCGACCCUGACCCAAGACUUUCAUACGCGGCUCGACAACCUGCUCAGGACGCUGGUGCACGCUCGUCCUCACUUCGUGCGCUGUCUGCGUGCUAAUGCUACAGAGACGCCCAUGUUGUUCGAGCGCGCUACUGUUGCCAAACAGGUGCGCGCACUACAAAUUCUGGAGACAGCGCAACUGAUGGCGAGCGGCUACCCGCACCGGAUGCGCUUCCGUGCGUUCAGCGCGCGCUACCGUGCGUUGUGGUGGCGGGGAGGAGGCGACCGCGACUGCGGCGCGGGUUGCGCGCGCGUGCUACGGGCGGUGGCUGCAGCGGCCGCGCCGCCCGCGCCCGCUUCCCCCGCCGCUGUGCGCUGGGCGCUCGGCAAGAGGCACGUCUUUCUCAGCGAGGGGAUGCGACAGGUGUUAGAACGAAUGCGACGCGCGCGCCGGCAAGCAGCCGCGGAAUGCAUCCAAGCGGCAUGGCGGCGGCACCGCAUGCGUUCCCCCCGCGCGUCGUCGGCGACCGGCGCGCCCGCCCCGACCGCGCGCCCCCGCCCCGCGCCCAUAGCCGGCACCCCCCCGCCAGACCCCACCGAGAAGUGCGACCCCGCGCUCGCCAAGCGGACUUGCUCUCUCGUCGGACUGGAUCUAGAGCGGCCGCCGCCGCUGCCGCCGUCGCGCGCGUACACCGUGUCCGGCGGCGUGAAGCUGGGCUACCCUCAACAGCGGAGCGUGGUCGCGGAGUGGGGGGAGGAAGGGGGCUCGUUACGGCUCCAUGUCGGAGACACGGUGCUGGCUGUAGGGGCCGCGAGGCGGGGACACGUCGCCGUGCAGGUGUGUGGCCGUCGCGUGGUCGUACCGCACUCCGUGCUAGGUCCCCCCCGCGCACCGGGCCCCCGGCCCCCACCGCCCCCCGCACCACCUGCCGCCGCGCAACCCGCGCCUGCACUCGCGUGACCCGCUAAAUACCUUAGUACAUAUUAUACAGAUAUUGAUGCUAAACUUAGUCUUAGAGAAUUUAUAACGAGAAAUAUUCAAACAGUUUUGUUUUAAAAAUGUAGAUACUAUAAAAUGCUCAGUAAUAAUACACCACACUUCAUUAUUUUUGGUACCUAAUGAGAUAAACAGUACCAAAAUACAAAAGUUGAAGAUAACUUAAAAGAAACAGUGUAAUUUAAACAAUCGUAACGCAACGUAGCAGUGCCAUGGACAUUAUAAUAAUGUGUAUGGCAUAACUUUCCAUUGUGAGCACGAACUGUUCAAGCUUCUCGUAUUUAUUAUUUCUCUAAGGCCGAAGUCCACUGAUUGGUGCCUAUUAUAUACUAAGUGUACAUAAUAGUGUAAGUAUUUAUAUGAGCCAGCCUCGAGCCCACUUCAAUGUAUAUUGGCGAUGUGGCAUAUAGUACCUAUAGCUUUAUGGUAAGGUAAGGUAUAGAUUUUACUGGUAUUAUGUAAUUUGCAAUAAACUAAGUUUUGUAUUAAUGUGAAAUUUAUAGACUUGGACUGUAUUUUAAGUUGAUAUAUCUGCGAAUUACAGUUUCAGACAAAACGCCUGUAUCAGUUAAAAAAUAAUGGAUCUAGAAUGGUGAGAAAAAAACACCUUCGAAUACAUAGAACAUUCGUUAAGUUCGUGAUGUCGACCGUCACAAACUAACGAAUGUUCUGUAUGAAACUGCUGAUCACAUGUCUUUAUCUACAUAUUUAUUGUGCCAUCUGAAUACAAAACAACAAUUGCCUGUUGCGUAUUAAAAUUUUUAAUUGCCAUGCCAUUUUGAGUUACUCUGGAGCAGUUACACAUUCGUGCUAAAUUCACCAGUUUGAGAGUUGUUUUCUUACAUUUUUUCAAUAAAUCGCUGCCGAAUAAGCUCUUCAGCGGCAGCGCUUCUCGGCAGCAAUUUAUUGAAAACGUUACCGCCGUAUUUUUCGUAAUAACAGGUGUGAAUCUUUGUAAUAAAAAUAUUCAAUCAUUAAUAUUUUUUGGGUCUUCAAAUUAGUCGGUAUAAAUGAUCUUGCCAAUAAAGUCUGACCGUCGCUGUACUCGAGAUAUAACAAACUAUUAUUAGGAUAUAGAUAAAUAAAAAUCAUAUUUUCAAAAUA
Plodia interpunctella (Indianmeal moth) is the source of this 4539-nucleotide messenger RNA. RefSeq names its product dachs (gene dachs). The coding region runs from base 211 to 3399 and encodes 1062 amino acids. The record is from RefSeq and is a predicted model, not a curated record. Gene Ontology annotation, cellular component: myosin complex; vesicle; cytoplasm. The transcript has 16 exons. Gene Ontology annotation, biological process: actin filament organization; vesicle transport along actin filament. Gene Ontology annotation, molecular function: actin filament binding; ATP binding; cytoskeletal motor activity. NCBI's taxonomy places the organism in Eukaryota, Metazoa, Arthropoda, Insecta, Lepidoptera, Pyralidae.